AUGACGAUACGGCCAUCUCGAAACUUUCGUUAUGCGUGCACCUCGCGGGUCUUUGCAACAUCACAGACGCGCUCACUGAGCUCCCAUCACAGUAUAUACGUCUCAAACUCGGUUAACCCUUGCUUCAACCUGACAUUGGAAGACUGGCUGUUCAAACAUAAAUCACAUAAGGAACCUUUGCUGCUGCUCUAUCGCGACGACCCGUGCGUUGUCAUCGGUCGGAAUCAGAAUCCAUGGAAAGAAGUCAACUUCCCUGCCUUGCAGCGUGCGGACAUCCCGUUCAUUCGGAGACGAAGCGGUGGGGGGACCGUAUAUCACGACUCUGGAAACACAAACUUUUCAAUACAUCUUCCCCGCUCCCAGUUCGACCGCAACUCGACUGGCCAGGUUGUUUUGCGGGCCGUGCGCGCACUCGGAAUCGAUGCACGCCUCAAUGACCGGAAUGAUCUCUGCGUAGGACCGUAUAAGAUUAGUGACUUCUAUUACACAUCUUCCUAUUGCCAACAUGAUUGCCUCUACGUCUCAGGCUCUGCAUACAAAAUCGUCAAGGACCGCGCAUAUCAUCACGGUACUAUGCUCAUUUCGUCACAACUCAACACCCUCGGCGAUGUCUUACACUCUACAAAGACUUCAAUGGCCACAAAGGGGGUGGCUUCUGUCCGCUCGCCUGUACGAAAUUUAAACGAAUUCCGUCCGGACAUUUCACACGAAGACUUCGUGGACGCACUAACACGAGCAUUUCGUGAGCACUACGGUGUGGAUAAACCGGUGUGUAUCAUGACCGGUGAUACCAAUGACAUGAACGUGGACGAGAUUCGUUCGGGGAUGGCAGAGCUUCUAAGCUGGGAUUGGGCGUUUGGCCAAACACCAGAAUUCACGUACUCGAUACGUGGCCAAUUUGCGUGGGGGAAUGUGGCAGCUGAAAUUCGCUCGAAGCAUGGAGUUAUUCUGUCUUGCACGUUGACACCGGAUGAUACAACGCUGAGCAAGAACCUGGACAAACUCGGCGUGGUGCUCGAAGGUCAGAAAUAUGGGAGUGUCUGUUCUGACCUGCUGGGCUCCGCAGAACAGCGACUAAGAGACGUUGCAGUGUGGCUGGAGCGGGAAAUGAGGAGCUAG
Heterobasidion irregulare TC 32-1 is the source of this 1119-nucleotide messenger RNA. RefSeq lists its product as uncharacterized. The coding region runs from base 1 to 1119 and encodes 372 amino acids. Gene Ontology annotation, biological process: protein lipoylation. Gene Ontology annotation, molecular function: lipoyltransferase activity. Lineage: Eukaryota; Fungi; Basidiomycota; Agaricomycetes; Russulales; Bondarzewiaceae. Gene Ontology annotation, cellular component: cytoplasm; mitochondrion. The transcript has 8 exons. The record is from RefSeq and is a predicted model, not a curated record.